Molecule: messenger RNA, 3690 nt
Organism: Chelonia mydas (Green sea turtle)
Lineage: Eukaryota; Metazoa; Chordata; Testudines; Cheloniidae
Product: transmembrane protease serine 11C
Exons: 10
Coding region: 361-1785 (474 amino acids)
Biological process (GO): proteolysis
Cellular component (GO): plasma membrane; extracellular region
Molecular function (GO): serine-type endopeptidase activity
Source: RefSeq, a predicted model, not a curated record
AAGCCAAUGAUGCAGGCUCAGGAACGGGGAUUUGACCAGGAGUUCACACUAGAGGGUGCUAGCAUUUAGGUCACAGCCCAGUGACACCAGCUUGCCAAAAAGGGAGUAAUACUGGCAGGAAAUGUGAAGAGCUUCCUGAUAUGAAUCCUGUCUGGUAAAGAACAAGUCUUCUCACCGAGUGGGUGUGGCCGCUCUGCCAUGUGAGCCUGUCAAUGUCAAACACAACUGAGUGCUGAUUGGCAGCUUGUAGUCUCCUUGUUGUCUCUGUGCUCACAUCUGCUUGGGGUUUUACUUGCAUGCCGGUUCCUGCAUUCUGCAUUAAACCCACACGCUGCUGAGUGUUGCACCACAAACAGCUCAAUGAAGCCUCUUCGCUUACCACCCUAUUCUCCCUGCAACACCCAGCCGUGCGAUGACUGUAUGUACCAGCAGCAUUCACGGUGCUUUCGAGACUUCAGUCGAUCUCAAAGAGGCUACCAGACCUACCGGGGCGUGCCAUGGGACCUUCAAAGAGUUCACCAGUUGGCCACCAAACCAAAAUUUUUCGAGCCCUGGAAGAGCGCUGUAAUCGCCGUGGCUGUAGCGAUGGCGUUGGCAAUCACCAUCAGCCUCCUGGUGUAUUUUUUGGCCUAUGAUCAGAAGCUAUUCUAUUACAAUGGCAACUUUAAAGUCACCAGUAUCCAGUACAGCGAUGGCCUGGCCAGACAAUCCUCAGGAGAAUUUAGAGACCAGAGCGGAAGGAUCGAGAGACUGAUAGACAAGACAUUUCAGAAUUCUGUUUUACGAAAAAAAUAUAUCCGGUCACGUGUUGUCAGACUGAGCCCUGACAUUGGCGGAGUAAUGGCACAGGUUGUGCUCAUGUUCCUUUUCUCCGCCACUGAUAACAAAGCAGCAUUCCUGGGAAAAGUCGAUAGUGUCCUACAGAAGAAACUGAAUAAAUAUUCUGGGCCUGUGCGAAUAGAUCUUGCAUCUUCUACAAUCUCAGAUCUGAGGAGAGAGAGAGCUGAAACCCUCUUCAAUGACUUCUGCGGGUUACAACAGAAUAGAUCAGCAAAAUCAAAAUCAUCCUCAACGUCAGAAAGAAUAGUCGGAGGGGUGGCAUCUGCAGAGCUUGGGGACUGGCCAUGGCAAGCGAGUUUACAGCAGAACAACAUCCACCGUUGUGGUGCAACACUGAUCAGCAACACGUGGCUUCUGUCCGCAGCUCACUGCUUUAGAAAAGCAAAUAACCCACGUGUAUGGACCGUUACCUUUGGAACUCUUUUAAGACCUUCAAGAAUGAAACGUUUUGUCAAGGCUAUUAUUGUCCAUGAAAAGUACCGUUAUCCAGCACACAACUAUGAUAUAGCGGUCGUGAAACUCUCGAAAAGAGUUGAUUUUACAGAUAUCGUACAUCGUGUCUGUCUGCCAGAUCCAUCUCAGAUUUUCCCAUAUAAUUCUGACGCUGUCAUCACAGGCUGGGGAGCACUGAGCAACGAUGGCUCGAGUUCUAAUGUUCUCCGGGAAGCAACAGUGAAACUCAUAGACUCAAACACUUGCAAUAGGAGAGAAGUGUACGAUGGGGUCAUCACACCUGGGAUGUUGUGUGCUGGAUACUUGGAAGGAGGAGUAGAUGCCUGUCAGGGUGACUCUGGUGGCCCCCUGGUUAGUCCAGAUUUGAGAGGAAUGUGGUACCUCGCAGGAAUAGUGAGCUGGGGAGAUGAAUGUGCUAAACCCAAUAAGCCAGGAGUCUACACACGAGUGACUUACUAUCGCGACUGGAUCACUUCAAAAACUGGCCUCUAAUGCAGCAGAAGUCACAACCAGACUAAGCUACACAGGCUGUAUGCAGGUCAUACUCGUCUGUAACUCUACAAGGUGUCAUUUAAUCCCUAUAUCCCUGUCCAAAGCAAGCACUAACUUCACUGCUGCAGAUGCCAUAACCCCUUAUGAAUUUACACUGAAUGUGUGAGAUCACCUGCCUCCUCUCCGAAUCACUCUGGCCUAUUAGAGGAGAGGAAAGCACCUCAUCAAAAUGCAAAAAGCUGCUGAUUUAUUUAUUUUACUAGUUAAAAAGUGUAUGUACUUUUCCCAGGAAGGGGGAGUUACCUGUCCCAAGGUCUGAUGAUUCCCCCAGCCUUGCUACCCUCUUCCUCCUCCAUUGGGGCCCAAAGUCUUAGCUACUUUUAUUCUAGCCAAGCAAGCCUGGACAGCUCCCCCUUUCAGAGCCUAUCAGCACAGUUCACCAAUCACAGGACACUGGUUGCAAUUAAGACUUAGGGCAUUUCCCUCCAGUUGCUGAGAGCCUGGCCUCCCCCACUGCUCCAGAACAUGGAAUGAGGACGACUGGAAAUAAACCAGAGUACACAGCAUGGCAGUGCAGGGUCCUGGCGCUAGGCCACCAGACUUAAUCUUAAACUGCAACAUCAUUGCUGACCUCAGAACGCUGUUGGACUCAAAGGCAGGUAGCACUGUCUUCUCCUGCAACAGUAAGUAGCGCUGUGCCAGUGAGUACAUAACUUUGAUGUGACGCCACCUUCAGCUCUCUUGAGGAAGCCAGGGGCUACGGUGAGGGGUCAAGGCUGCUGUGAAGAAACUUCAGAGGGAGUUUUGGAGCUCACAAGAGAAUCUAACGGCCCCAGAGGCCACAGUCAGAGGUCCGAAGGGGUAGUCAGAGUCUGGGGAAGUCACGAGAAUCAGGACUAAGGGCAGAGCCUAGCUAAGAUGAGAGAGGAUUUCAGUGACUCCAGAAGUAGGUUCCUGGGGGAAAAAAUCUGUCCUGCGGCUAUGAAGUAUAUUUUUAAUAGCCCCUCAAUGGAUUCAGUGAAGCACAGAUUAUCUUUAAUUUUAAAAAAAUCUUUAUUACAGUUGUAUGCUGCUUCUUCAUUAAUGUACCUCUAGGCUGACUUCUCUCUGUGCGCACAAUGUACUUGAAUUGCCUCAAACACACAAUGUAUCCUAUCUUGGUGUUUAAUGUGCAAUAGCAAUGCAGUUUUUGUUGUUGUUGUUGUUGUUUUAACAGAACAGGAAGGAAAAUCGGAUAGCAGAAAAGAACCCACACCCUUUUUGUUCAGGCUCUCAUCUAGAUGUUUGUGAAAGGGGAACAAAUGCUCACCAUAAAUUAGUGCUUUAAGUAAAGAUAUCAUGGACAUUUCUGAGCCUCCAGCUCACUGAAAAGAAAGACCUGGGUGGUUUGCUUCCUACUGCACUGGUGGAUUUAUCCCUGCCAAGGAUGACCGUUAUCCUGACUCACAAGGCUACAACUAAAGGGUAAUUUUAAACAUUAAAAAUGGGCCAGAGGGGACAUUCAAAAGGAAAUUCCCUGGGGAUGACCCCUCUGCUCCAGAAAGAGAACUUUACCACCGACCACUUCAAAUGAUAAUACACUUUUUAAAAAAUGCCAUGAUGAAUAACAUUGGUAGUAAAGGAUCCCAGGCGCAUAAUGCUCACCCUCCCACUUCCAAAUCCCUCUGGGACCCACCACUGCCGCACCAGUGUGAGACACCAAAGUAAGGCUGGUUGCUCCUCCUCCUGUCUCUGAUUGGUCAGGAGAAGCAGCUGGUGGUGUAAAAUACAGAGGAUCGGCAUGAGGAUUGGGAGAAAUUUAAAAUCUACUGCUGAAAAGCUCUUCAAAGUUCCCUGCUUCCUUUUCUGCCCACAUCUUCUCACCCAAGCAUCACAGUGGCCCUUGAUGACAGAAGCUGAUGGGAG